Amphimedon queenslandica is the source of this 2418-nucleotide messenger RNA. Its product is annotated as E3 ubiquitin-protein ligase TRIM71-like. The record is from RefSeq and is a predicted model, not a curated record. Bases 97 to 2283 code for a protein of 728 amino acids. The transcript has 2 exons. Gene Ontology annotation, molecular function: protein binding; zinc ion binding. Lineage: Eukaryota; Metazoa; Porifera; Demospongiae; Haplosclerida; Niphatidae.
AUUGCGGGGGUGUUAUUUCACGCAAUCCAAGGCGGGGCUGACAAACAAGCCAAGCAAAAAUCUAGUCCACAGCAGCAAUAAUAAGCAAUAGGCAUAAUGGCAGAAAAUAAAAAUUCUAUCUCUGUGUCUGUGACUUGUGUGGUUUGUUCAGAGUAUUACACUGACCCCCUCAUGCUUCCCUGUCUUCACUCAUUCUGUAAGAAGUGUAUACUAAAAGCUAAAGAGAAACAAGGUGGUGCUGGUCCCUCAUUAAAGUGUCCAUCAUGUGACACUGGCAUUGAUUUACCUGAUGGUAAAAUUGAAGGCCUCACUCAAAACCUUUGGUUUGAGCAUGAAUCAAAAGAGGCUUCAAUCAAAAAAAAGAUCUGUAGUAAUGAAGCAAUAUGGUGUGGUAAAUGUAGUGCUAAUGAUUCCAGUGAUGCAGCCAUCGUGUAUUGCCAUGAUUGUGGCCAGUUUUUGUGUGAUCAUUGCAAGAAAAUUCAUAGCCGAAACAAGAAAGAAGCCAAUCACAAGUUGAUCAAUCUACAAGCAAAGGAAUCUAUUGAAUUGCCUGCUAUGAAGCAUGAAGAGGGGUAUUGCAUGCGACAUACAGAUCAAAAGUUGAUUUAUUAUUGUAAUAAUUGUGAGAAAUUAGUUUGCCCUAACUGCCUGCCGAUCCAUCACAAUAGCCACAUGGACAAGAUAGAAGACUACAUUGACUUAGGGGAAACAGCGCGUAAAGCAUUAAGGCAAAGUGUUGCUAGUUGUGAUGAGGUCGUUCCUCCAGUCACUGAAGCUAUUGCUAAUGGAGAGAAGAUGCUACAGCAGAUAGCAAAAUCUAAAGAAGAUGCAAGCAAGGAAAUCAAAGAAAGAUUUGAAAAGCUUAAAGCUGUUUUAGAUGAGAGAUGCAAUGAUCUACUAAUGGAGACAGAAGAGAUUGCUAGCGUAAAGAAGAAUUCUGUUGAGAAGCAGUUGGAUGGGUUUCGUAAGCUGGUAAAGCAGGUUUCUUAUGGUUGUCAACUUGCAUCAUCAUUGAGUGAGCGCACUGAUCCAGGUGAAGUUCUCAGUGUUGGGAAACUCAUCACCAAUCAACUAGAGAAAUCUGUUAAAGAGUAUAAGAAACUGCCUCUAGAAAUAGAAGAAAAUGACGCGAUUUUAACAUGUCUACAUGUGCCUACUUUAAGUAACGAAAUCAAAAAAUUUGGGAGCGUUUUUGAAAUUGAGCAGCUUGAUCCAUCACUUUAUUCCAUUGAUAGUGGGUUAGCUAUUCCAUUGGCAACUGUAAAGAAAGAAAAGAAAUUCCAUGUGGCUCUACCAGCAGGCAUAGGUAAAGCAGAAAGCUAUUUAAAGGCUUCUCUUAUCAAAAGUGAUAAGAGUAAAGAGGAGGGUAGGAUUGUUUUACCAGUAGAUACUGAUAACAACACAGCUAUUGUAUCGUGCACACCUCAAAAUAUUGGUCAAUAUGAGCUAUCAGUGACUGUAAGAGGUCAGCAUAUUAAAGGUAGUCCUUAUCAGUUGUCGGUAAAAGCAUCAAGGGACUAUACCACACUAACUAACCAGAGAUCCUUUGAUGUGGGGAAUAAUACUCCUGGUGUUGCUGUUCAUACUAAUGGUGAAGUAUUUGCUAGUAGUAGGGAUAGGUUUGUUCGGGUAUUUAGUGAGGAUGGUGCUGCAGUAAGAAGGAUUGGAUCUAAAGGUAACGGCAAUGGACAGUUUGGAUAUCCUUGGGGUUUAUUGCUGGUACGAGAUAGGCUCUAUGUGUCCGAUCGUGAUUUGAAUCGUGUGCAGUAUUUCUCAGCUACUACUGGUCAGUAUCAUGGUCAGUUUGGUAGUUAUGGUCAUGAAAAUGGAAAAUUCUCCAGCCCUCGUGGUAUGUCUACUGAUGGUAAAGGUAAUAUAUUAGUAGCUGAUUACAACAACAAAAGAGUACAAGUGUUUAAAGAAAAUGGUACAUUUGUACAAGUCAUACUAUGUGAUGGCAAUGCAACUGAUGUAGCAGUUGAUAAUGAAGGAAAGAUACACGUUGCUACUGAUGAUAAACACCAUGUUCAAGUCUUCUCUUCCAAUGGUAAAAUUUCACUUUAUACACAAGUGGAAAACUUUAAUAGCCCUAAUGGUAUUGCUAUUGAUGAUGAAGGACGUAUCUUUGUAUCAAGUAAUGAUGGCUACCUUCAUGUAUUGAGUUCUGACACAAAACAAGUCAAAUUAAUCUCAGGAUUAUCUGUUCCAUAUGGUAUAGCACUGGAUAAGAAUGGACAUAUUUAUGUCGCUGAAUAUAGUAGCAGUCGUAUAAUGAAAUAUUAACGUAGUCGUUCAAUAAAAAAGCAAUAAGCUAGUUCUAAGCUGUGAUAAUUAUAUUGUGUAGUGUCAAAACUUUAUUUAUAGUGUAGUAUGAAAAAUUAUAGAAUAUUAUUUCUCUAAGAAUUUUUUUAUAAUUAA